CCCAUCUGGCCACACUGAAGCACUUGCAUAAAAUAAAAAUAAAGAACAAUUGCAUUUAGAAUGGAUUAUGUGCACUCUGUUUGGAGCUACUUCGCCUCGAUCUGCAACUGCUGGCAAUGCACCGAGGACACGGGUGCCCAGCCCAACGAGCCGAACGAGAGGACACACCUUUUGGUGGACCCCGUGAACCAUAGUCCUGCCCUUCGGAGGAGCAAUUCCGAUGGCCUCAGCAACGACUACGCCCACUCCCUUCCCAAGAAGGACGACCAGAAUGCCCUCUCCAGAUUGGUCCAGAAUACUGCGAUAAACAUGAUAAACGUCGGGGCCAUGGACUGCCAUAGUUUGGAGCACCAGGAGUACGCCGACAGAAUCAGAUUGUAUUCGCAGCGCUUGCAUCAGCAGUGGAACAACGUUCAGCACCCCAGUAUCUCUCUAAAAGGUCUUCUAAAAGAUGUUCCAAGCCAUCAGUUCUAUCUGUCUAAGCCCAUUUCGCCUGAGGACACUGCUCAAAUGAAGCUCUUUACUGAGAAGGCACACAUCAGUGUUUCGCACAUACAAAUCGACCACAAAGAGGCAGUGGUUGUGCCCUUCCGGAUUCCCUGAUUGUCUUAUCAUAAGUGAAAUAAAGUGAUAAAUUUAUAUAAAAUCAAAAUCUAUAUUGGUACUAAGUAACCCUUGAAUAAUCAGGUAAUCGACUUAUUUUUAUUAAGUGUACAGAAACAGAAAUAAAUACAAUCUAUAUUCUUAA
This is a messenger RNA of Drosophila takahashii, 748 nucleotides long. RefSeq names its product Late endosomal/lysosomal adaptor, MAPK and MTOR activator 1 (gene Lamtor1). Gene Ontology annotation, biological process: cholesterol homeostasis; regulation of receptor recycling; positive regulation of MAPK cascade. Gene Ontology annotation, cellular component: Ragulator complex; late endosome membrane; membrane raft. The record is from RefSeq and is a predicted model, not a curated record. NCBI's taxonomy places the organism in Eukaryota, Metazoa, Arthropoda, Insecta, Diptera, Drosophilidae. Gene Ontology annotation, molecular function: molecular adaptor activity; guanyl-nucleotide exchange factor activity.